AGCCACUACAAGCGUUUCCUGGGUCUCCUUUGCUAAAAAUGUGUUGCAGUUCCUAAUUCUUAUUUCUUUUACUACGUCUUGAGCUACACUAAAAGAAACUUUCGCUGUGUCGCGUCUCGCAUUUGCACAUAUGCUACCUUUGUCAGCUACACCUGGAAGCGACACCAAGAAAUGCUUCUUCCCGGCUUAAGACUACAAGAGAGAGAAUUCUCUCAUGCGCCUUGCCCAGCAGGUAAUGGCACGACGAUUGGAGACCAGCAACAGUUCGUCGUGUUCUGCAAUACUCGCCUCCGAGGAGACGAGCUUUUCCGCCAAAAUGUUGAUUCACUUACUACCUGCACCAAUAUAUGUUCAUCUUUCCAAAAUCCGCGUUGUGAAGGCGCGCAAUUCAGCGAUAAGAGCGACUGCGUGCUUAUUGGGAAUCUGAAGCCAGGACGCUCGCGACCCAGUCGCUUUUUCGACGGUGCGGUGGCGGUUUUCCCACAGCCGCCCCCAACAAGCUCGUGCUCGCAACAGGGAACUGGCAACACCUUUCUCAGCCAAAACUCCCGAUUUACCCUCCAGUGUGGCAAGAUUGCGAAUGGCAAUGACCUCGAGCAGCAAUUCCAGAUGACGCUCGAGUCAUGCAUCGGUGCAUGUAGCGCUAAUUCAGCUUGUGCUGGCGUUAGCUUUGACCCUCAGCAGUCGGCGGGUUUCAAGAAUUGUUAUCUGAAGACAGCAAUAGAUGAUGCGAACGUCUUUUUGAAGACGGGGGUCGAUUCGGCCUUUCUCGCGAACAAUGUAAACCAGGCGGCAGAUCCGGAUCCAAGUACAGAUGUAAUAAGCACAACGCUUACCGCUGCGAUUUCCGAGUCUACGACUUAUGUGACUGUGGUUCCAGAACCUGGUACGGUGUCCAUACCGGUUACCGUAGUUCCUACUUCAAGCAUGGCCGCUCUUGGAGUUGCUACGUCUAAUGUCCCGACCAACGCCGCCUCUGCUGGAGCCGACGACGGCCUGGGCAGCAUGAACGACAAUGAACGCCCAAAAUUCGGUGGUCCCAGGCCGAGCGCUUCAUCCAACGCCUGGAUUGCUGCCCCGGUCAUUGGCGGCAUCGCCGCACUAACGCUCGUUUUGGCUAUCAUUGUCCUGUGGCAACGACGCCGGCGGCGAGAGGUUUCCUCUUUCCCCGAGAGGAAGGCAAGCUCCAUGUCCAGAGUUACCAGAGGGCUAGGAGACGCUGCUAAUUACAUGUCUCGUGGCCGAAUGCUCGGCGUUGAUAAAACGCGACUGAGGGACUCGGAGUCGGACGACGAUUCCCGCUACGGCAAUAACCGCGGCGGGUUUAAAGUCGUGAGCGGUAGCGGGCGUCGUCUAGGUCUUGACGGACAACCGAUAGCGCUUGGCACGGGGCCGGGGUUGGGAGGUAUGAUUGUCACGACUGGCGGAGGGAAGGUCGUGGAUAGGUCCGACAUAAGUAGCGGCAGUUCGGCUGGGCUACGGGAUAGCCAGAACGGACUACGCCAGAACAAGCCUUGGUUUGAUUCGCGACCUGGGAUACCAGCAGAAUUCUCGGGCCCCAGCGAUCGAUAGCCUGGGGUGAGGCGCUCUGUCAAGGACAGGACCUCUCUUUGUUUAUUUGAGUGCGCGUGACGAAAGAUAGAUGCGAUGCUAGAAGGGGACUUAUAUACCAGAUGAGGGGCGCUUAGAGCAAAUCUCCUUAUCUUCGCUUCUUUUCACUCAUUCAUGUUGCUGAAUUAUUGUCGCGCUUUAUUUCCACAU
Molecule: messenger RNA, 1761 nt
Organism: Xylaria bambusicola
Lineage: Eukaryota; Fungi; Ascomycota; Sordariomycetes; Xylariales; Xylariaceae
Exons: 3
Coding region: 172-1572 (466 amino acids)
Source: RefSeq, a predicted model, not a curated record